Messenger RNA from Suillus paluster, 2615 nucleotides. RefSeq lists its product as uncharacterized. The coding region runs from base 139 to 2484 and encodes 781 amino acids. Gene Ontology annotation, biological process: cell division. Gene Ontology annotation, molecular function: protein binding. The record is from RefSeq and is a predicted model, not a curated record. The transcript is spliced from 10 exons. Lineage: Eukaryota; Fungi; Basidiomycota; Agaricomycetes; Boletales; Suillaceae.
CUUGACCCUCUCCUCACCGAGUUUCAUUCGCAAAGCCAUCUUUUCGCUGCCUUCUCGGAUAGACACGCUAGUCUACGGGAGACUGGAUUUAAUCAUAUUUCUCUCUGACUUAUAUUCUCAUGCUCUAGGCUCGUGCUAAUGCCACUGGAAGAUUCGAAAGCCGUUACCAGUCCUGCGUUUCUUCCACAGAUCGCACAACGUUUCCAGACCCUCAUAUGGACCUGUCUCGACUUCGACCUGGUCAGAUCCGCGGUUUUCUAUGCGGAACGUUAUCUUGUCAUAGACGAGAAUAACCAUGAUGCGCGUCAUCUUUAUGCUACUGCACUUCUUCGAUCCGGUCAGCCACAUUCAGGACUGCAAUUAGUCAGUGGUGUUCAACAGUCGAGAUGCAGUGGAUGCUUGGAGAUCAAGGGAAAGUGUUGUGCUGCUCUCGGUCGGCACAGGCUAGCACGCGAAGCUUUUGACGCUAGUUUACAGGAUCCAACCUACACCCCAACGGCUUCUAUGGGCCCUAGAACCUCGCGCGCCUUUCCGGAGGAAGCUGCUACACGAUGUCGAUCUGGAACGAUGGCAAUGAAAGGCAGUCUUCCUGAGCAGGCCACUUGUAGUUUCCGACAAGCUCUCGCACUUAACCCCAUGUUGUGGGAAGCAUUUGAAGGCUUGUGCUCUCUUGGCACAGCUCCUGAAGUAGACGAGAUCUUUCCAAUGCGUCCCGUCCCAGUGAAACAGGGCCCGCCAGAAGAGCCUCCACCGACCAAGGCUCCGUCUGGCCCGACCGCUACUGGAGCUGGAUUUUUUACGCCUGACAUUACUGUCAAUACCACUCUAUUUCGUGGCCGCAAGAAUGUCCCUCAGGCUUUCCGAAUGGAUCCUCCACUAGAUCCGCGCGACUCUAUCGCUACUAACGAACCGUUCUUUCAUACGGAGAACUCUUUUCUUCAACCUCCGGCCCGUAAUUCUAAACUCGAGCCAGCAGGGCCUGGCCCAUCUCAGUCGGCUGCUCGACCACUAUCUUCGGCAGAUGAGACUGGUCCCGCGCAGAAGAGGCUUCGAUCAACGAUCCGACAAAAGAGCACUGAGACUAUCGCAUCCAAGCCAUCCAAGCUGACUGUGGACGAAACGUCGAAAAAGCCCGUCAUAUCAUCCAGGACAACUGCAGUCGGAGGAAUUACUAAGAACGAGAGAGGGAGUGCUGCUGUUGCACCACGGCGAAGCACGCGCCUCUUGAGUGGCACCAUUAGCAAGCCUCCCAAGCAUCCGCCUCCACGAGAUCGUCGCCGGCAGCUGACUACGUCGCGGUCACGAUCAAUAGACUCGGACGGUGAGGAUGAUGCCAACCUCCACGGGGAGGUCGCGUCCUCAACAUCGCCAACUUCGAAUGCUCAGUCACCUCCCUCAGAGACCUCUCCGGCGCCAAGUAAUUGGACUGCAGCAAAUGAACUUGCUGCUCAGGAGGCGUAUGAUUCAGAGAUGGCGGACCACUACGUCUACGACCUGCUCCGACGAUUUGCACGUGCUACUCGAGCUUUAUCCAAAUAUGAUUGUUACACCUGUCUUAUGGAACUCGACCAGAUACCGACUGCACACCAGCAAUCAUCGUGGGUAUUGGCGAUGGUGGGUCGAGCUCACUAUGAACAACUCGAGUAUGCGUCAGCAGAACGAGCAUUCAGGGCAGCUCGAGCUCUUGAACCUUAUCGGUUGGGCGAUAUGGAGGUUUACUCAACUCUUCUAUGGCACCUUCAGCAGAACGUGCAGCUUUCAUAUCUCGCACAAGAACUUAUGAACAUAAACCCACGAUCACCCGAAGCAUGGAUUGCAGUUGGCAAUCUCUUUUCCUUACAGAAAGAGCGUUCACAGGCACUUACGUGCUUUCGACGAGCUGCUGAAAUGGAUCCGUCGUGUGCUUACGCGUACACCCUGAGCGGACAUGAGUCUAUCGAUGAAGACUUAGACAAGGCUAUUGGAUUCUUCCAGACUGCAAUCCGCGCAGAUCCGCGACACUAUAAUGCUUGGUAUGGCCUCGGCACCUGUUAUUUACGAAUGAGCAAAAUACGCCUGGCUGAAUAUCACUAUCGCAAAGCAGUUGAAAUUCACCCAAACAAUGCCGUUCUGCUAGGUUGUGUGGGCAUGGCUGUCGAACGUCGGGGAGACAAGGUGGCUGCGCAUUCAUUGUUUGAUCAAGCUGUUCGCGUAGCGCCAGACAAUGCGCUCGUUCGUUAUCGUCGAGCGAAAAUCCUUAUCUCCAUGAAAAGAUACGCUGAGGCGUUGGAAGAUCUGGUUCAGCUUCGUGACUCAUCUCCCGAGGAGUCGAACGUAGUGUUCCAAAUUGCGAAAGUAUAUCGACUGACGGGUGAUGAGGUAAAUUCGGCGCGCUCGCUCGCCAUAGCACGCGAUACAUCUCCAAAGAGCGUCAACAAACUGAAGAAACUUAUUGAUACCGUUAAGGACGAAGAAGGCAGAGACGACCAGAUGGACGAAGGCUGAGGGGCCGCAUCGGAACAGUGUUCCUGUCUUGUACAUACAUACCCUACGAGCCUCGGUAGGCCUCGGUGCAUAUAGCAUUUUCUCCUCAGGACUUCGAGAUAUGGUUGGCGUGGUGGCACCGUGGCGUUAUC